Molecule: messenger RNA, 1798 nt
Organism: Aspergillus aculeatus ATCC 16872
Lineage: Eukaryota; Fungi; Ascomycota; Eurotiomycetes; Eurotiales; Aspergillaceae
Exons: 3
Coding region: 214-1416 (400 amino acids)
Source: RefSeq, a predicted model, not a curated record
AAUCGUAAUUCCGCGUAAGAAACAAAAAAGGAGGGGUGGUGGAAGUUGGGACAAUCGCGGGUCAUGUUACCUAUAGCCUGAACAUAUAGAAUAUCUUCGCAUCCUUGUAACCUUCUCCCUCAGUCCCCCUUUGAAGGGGUCACUUUAAGUUUACUUGUUGGUUUCACUAGUUUGCACCGAAGGAGGAAUAAGCAAAAAAGGGAAGCAGAAAAUAUGGACACCUCCUUUGCACCUUACCUGAGGUUCUCCGAUGAAAACAGACAUCCAGACACUCCGGCCCUGGAGGUAACUCUCAGUGGGCCACGAAACUUCUAUACCCAGAAUCCAACCGGGAAUUUCUUUACCUUGACUGUCAAGCGACUUGGGGAGCGCGAACCUUCCGAGAACCGGCACAAGCCAUGUUAUUUCUACUGGUCUCCGAGCACAGAUGAGGGGUUUCGGGUUUUUCGCACCCAGGAAUCGGAUGCGCAGGAGCAGGAGGUGGAGGUGGUGGUGGUGAAGUUGAGUUCUCCCUCGCCGGCAACGCAGCAAUCGGACCAACUCCACCUAUGGUCCUUGAGCGCGGACAAAGAUUCAGUGUCGUGGGACGUCAGUCUGGGUGAAAACAUGUUCCGCAAGCUGGAAAAAAGUGAGUCGGUCACGUACGUGCUGUUUUGGCCGGGGGGGCAGGUCUAUCUGUGGGACUGGGGCACAAGCAUAGGAGACAAGGGGUUUUCUGCCCGCCGGGAGCUGGUGCCUAAGUCCACCCCAAUCGUCCUCCCAGGCGGUGCCAGAUGUGCGUUCAGUUUGGUGGAUGGCCAUGUGCCGCCGCUGCCGCCUCGACCAACGGACCCAGGUGUCAGUAGUGUUACCCCAGGUACUCCGAUCCUCCGUCUCGAGCUGGAUGCGCCAGCAACAUGGAAGGUACUGGAAGACUUACCCUUGACCAUAAAGCUCACAUAUCAUGGGGUGUCGGGAGAGGAGUCCCCACGACCGAUCACGUUCUCGGUCGGCGAUUUGUACGCGUGGGGGGUACUGUCCGCCUAUCGGCGUCGGGGUAGUUCUGGGGAAUGGGGUGCUUGGCUUAGUACUGCUGCGUGGGGUUAUCCGGAGUUUGGGGACGACGAAAUCAAGUGCACGGUGGGGACGAGCGAUGCGUUCAUGACUCUGCAGCCCCACGAGACGUGGCAUGACGUGUGGCCGCUUGAGUGUGAGCUGUCUCUACCAGCAGAUGCCCGUGUCGGAGAGGUUAUUCGAUACCGAUUUGAGGGAUGCAAGCUAGCCUGGUGGAAUUGGGGAACAUUGGAGGAUCAUAAGAAUACAAGUAUAACAUUAACUGGUCUGGGAGGAGCGAUCGUCGAUCCACCCAACAAUGACGGGCGGCCAGAGGUUAUGAUACCGGCUUCAAACCUGGUGGAAUUUACAGUCGUGGACUGAGACUGAGAAGUUUGGAAUUCAACCCAAUCUAUCCUCAACCGGGCAUACUUAUUGAAAUGGAAUCAUUAUGGCGCACUUAGACGUUAUCACUACCCGCAAGUAGCGGCUCGUUCUCAUCUAACGGAGUCAACUGGCAAUGCUGAUUUUUCCAUGCCAGCCACAACAGAGAUGCCUGGACUAGAGCAAAGACCCCAUUGUCCACGGCCGGCCAACCGACGAAGAUAUACCAGUUAUAGAUCGUAAACCAUGAUGCGUAGAUAUCCCAACUAGAGCCGAGAUAUGUCACCCGCAAAGGCCAAGUGAUAGCCAGAACUGAGAACACUCCUGCUUGUGCCGCAAGUCCUACUGGACUCAAUGCUCGCUGAGGCGGCUGACCUUUCCU